Synchiropus splendidus (mandarinfish) is the source of this 1945-nucleotide messenger RNA. It is a transcript of the gene tesca, whose product is annotated as tescalcin a. Lineage: Eukaryota; Metazoa; Chordata; Actinopteri; Syngnathiformes; Callionymidae. Gene Ontology annotation, molecular function: calcium ion binding. The transcript has 8 exons. Bases 79 to 738 code for a protein of 219 amino acids. The record is from RefSeq and is a predicted model, not a curated record.
CGGAUCACUCGGACGCAGGGCAAGCGCGGACGCGCGGUUCCGGACUCGUCAGUGGUGAACCUGGACCCGGCUGCCGCGAUGGGAGCGUCACUGAGCCGAACCGAGCACCAGUUCCAGGACCUGGCGGACCGAAGUGGAUUCACCGUGGAGCAGAUCAAGAACCUUCACGCCAGGUUCCAGCACCUGAGUGGAAACCAAGAGACCAUUAGCAGGGAGAACCUGGAGAACAUUCCGGCGCUCGCCAACAACCCCAUCAAGAAGCAGAUCAUCCAAGCCUUCUUUGACAAGAGGAACCAGCACCAGGGGGACGUGGGCUCUCUGCAGGAGAUUGGCUUCGAGCAGUUCAUCAUGGUGAUGUCACACUUCCGACCUCCGACCCUCAGAACCACAGAAGAGGAGCGGGAGGCCAUGAGGAGGGAGAAGCUGCGCUUUCUGUUCAACAUGCACGACACCGACAACGAUGGCACCAUCACUCUGGCUGAGUACAGGAAGGUGGUGGAGGAGCUCCUGUCCAAGAGCGGAUCCAUCGGGGAGGAAACCGUGAAGGCCAUCGCCGACGCCGCCAUGCUGGAGGUGGCCAGCACCAACGUCCCUCACAUGGCGCCCGACGACUUCUAUGAAGGAAUCACGUUCGAACACUUUGAGGAGAUCCUCAAAGGUCUUGAGAUGGAGACGAGGAUGCACAUCCGCUUCCUGGACAUGGACACCACCAUGCGCUGCGGGAAGGCCACUUCUUGAAGGCACCAAAGAUGUUCCGGUGACUUGCUCGGAUGUUCGGGGCGAACCGCAGACCUCCGUUUAAUCUAGCUUUAAUCAUUGUUAGCGUUAUUAACACGCAACUCUUGAUUCUGUGAUCCAAGUCCUGGAAGGCCUGGGAGGUCGGUUCCUCAAAUGUGAAACUGUAAACUCAAAUCAACCUCUCAGAAAUCAACUAACAAACCGGGAUCACAUCCUCCCCAAGGCGCUGACGCCUUCUCACCGAGAGCUCCGUCCCAUCGUUGUACCUCAGAUUCAGAAGGAGGUCUGGAUCCUGGAAACCUCACACAAUGAGGAUCAGGUCCUCUGAGUCUGAGAUCAGGGCCCCACAUCCUGUCCAGGCUGGAGUUGAGAUCUGAAGGUGGAGGAGGUGAAGUGCCUCAAACUUUUGUUGAGGAGUCAGGGAAGGUCUCCGAGCUGAAGAAGGAGCUGAGGCAGGAGCUGGGUUUCUCCCCUCACUUGGCAUCACCAGCUCAGGAGUGAUUCACAGAACAAGAGCUUCCCUGCCUGGACUCUCUUGAGAGAGUGAGAGGCUCAGUCAUCCAGGAGAGACUCAGCGCAGUGGUCAUUAGGUGGCAACUCUGGUAUCUUCGAGCAACAUACACAGAAGUCCUCUUGUGAUGACUAAACUUUUAUUUAGAACAUCUGUCAUUACAUGCUGCAUUCAGUGCACUUCGCUCUUCCUCUGCUCCCCCUGGCUCUCUGUGAGGAAACUGGUGUUUCAAGCCGCUUCCUCCUGACCGGAGCUGGCUUUUCCACCAACUGCUCGGCAGCUCGGAGGACGAGUGGAAUGGAAAUGCAGCAGACUGUGCUCUGCCUUGCUCCGGCAAAAAAGCCCGACCCGCCUGACCCCCCCUGACUCAGAUCCAGACUUCCUGCCAAAGACUCGCACUGUGCAUCAAUUGCAUCGCUGUCAUUCAGCAGCACAUUGUCAGAUUCAGAGUCAGCGCAGGAUAAUGUACCACCAAAACAUUUGGACCUCUUCACUGCAGCAGCUGCCCCCGCGACCUUCCACAUUGUACUGAGCGUGUCUGGUCCUCUAGGCCUCCACACAUUCAUGUCGUGAUCCUGAACUGACUCACAGAUUUUUCUCUCCAUGAUUAGUGUGUGUGCUUGUGUUUGUGUUUGUGUGUGUGUGUGUAAUCAAAGUAGAGUUUUGAAGACGUGACAGUCGUUCAAUAAACCGUAC